This is a messenger RNA of Vanessa atalanta (red admiral), 2824 nucleotides long. It is a transcript of the gene nito, whose product is annotated as RNA-binding protein spenito. The coding region runs from base 192 to 2444 and encodes 750 amino acids. The transcript is spliced from 2 exons. Gene Ontology annotation, biological process: regulation of alternative mRNA splicing, via spliceosome. The record is from RefSeq and is a predicted model, not a curated record. NCBI's taxonomy places the organism in Eukaryota, Metazoa, Arthropoda, Insecta, Lepidoptera, Nymphalidae. Gene Ontology annotation, molecular function: mRNA binding. Gene Ontology annotation, cellular component: nucleus.
AGCACAAGCAGCCAUUUUGGAUACCCUUUUAAUGAAGUAAUUAUUUGCCCUUGAUUCAUUUUAUUCUUCGUUGUUCAUAAUUGCACUUAAAAUCGUUUCUAAACUUUUAUAGCUGUGGAGGUGUUGUGAAUUUAGAUUAGUGAUUAUAUCCUAAUUUUGUUUGUGAUAGUGGUUCAUCAGACUGAGCUUUCAUGAUUGGAUUACCGCGUAGCGAUAGAGAUAGAGAUCGUAUAACGGUGAAAAUUCGUAACAUGAAGAGAAGUUCAUCCAGGGAUAGUAUGCCGCGAUCUAAAAGAACGCGUAGUAGCAUAGGAAGGUAUGACGAUAGCUCCGACGAGCGUGUCACGCCAGAAAGGGUGCGUCGGCGAGUUCGCUCACCUAGCCCCCGUGGACGAUACGUUUCACCCCAUCGUGAUGAUUAUGUGCGAUCCCGGGAGGUUAGAGAGGAAUCCGUGCGACCUUAUUACAAGGUUUUAUGUGUAAGUGCUUUACAUCCUAAAGCUUCGGAUGAGAUCAUUAAAGAUACGUUGUACAGAGAGUACAAAAAGUUUGGUGAUUUUAGUAUCAAAAUUUCUCAUGAGCUGGACGAACGGGUUGCGUAUGUUUGUUUCCGUAGUGCAGAAGAUGCACGAGACGCAAAGCACGCAAAACCAAGAAUUAUUCUAUAUGACAAAGUUGCUAUAGUUGAUCCUGUGUAUGAACCUGUUAGGUCAGAGUAUAGAAGUAGACCGAGAAGCAUUACUCCUCCUGAUUAUGAUCGUCCUUAUUCCUAUGCUUGGUCUCCAGUUGCCGAAAGACGAAGACCACCACCUGACGAUAGGGCUUACGGAGUACCUCCAACAGUUCCUCCUCAUCACAGAGACUUUCGCCCUCCGAUGCAUGAGUAUCCUAUGGCAGGUCCCCAUGGACCCCCAAUGCACCACCGUCCACCAAUGCAUCACCCUCCCCACCCACACUACAUGCCCAGGCCAUACAUGCCACGCCCGCAUCAUCCACCUUUUGAGAAGAUUGAAAAUAAAAAAGACAAAUUUCCAAACUAUUUACAUCAUGUUCAACCAGAAGAUGAUCCCUUGGCAACCAGAACUUUAUUUGCUGGGAAUUUAGAAAUCAAUAUAUCAGAUGAGGAACUUCGAAGAAUUUUUGGUCGCUAUGGUAUUGUUGAAGAUAUAGACAUUAAAAGGCCACCACCGGGCACUGGUAAUGCUUUUGCUUUCGUACGAUAUCAAACUUUAGAUAUGGCCCACAGAGCCAAAGUAGAGUUAUCUGGCCAGUACAUUGGUAAAUUCCAGUGCAAAAUUGGCUAUGGUAAAGCUACCCCAACAACUCGUGUAUGGGUCGGAGGUCUUGGUCCAUGGACGUCAGUUGCGCAACUGGAAAGAGAAUUUGACAGAUUUGGUGCCAUAAAAAAAAUUGAAUAUGCUAAAGGUGAACCACAUGCAUAUAUUUUGUAUGAUUCAAUUGAUGCUGCACAAGCUGCAGUUAAAGAAAUGAGAGGAUUUCCUCUUGGUGGUCCUGACAGGCGCCUUAGAAUUGACUUUGCAGAUGUAGGAACAGGUGGUCCCUACAGGCCAAAACCAUAUGCACCUGCUGCUGGUGAAGAGGGUCGACCAGUUGAAGGAUAUGAGGGAUAUGAAGGUACUUGGGAAGAUGGAUAUGGUUACAGUGGAUCUGGGGGGUAUAGAGGAAGAGGUGGACAUCGUGGUCGGGGUCGUGGUAUGUAUCGGGGCGUAUAUCACGGAACUGGUGAUUACCGCGAUGAAGAGUGGAGACGAGCCCCUGAUGGUGAAUAUGAUGGACGAGUUCGUCGUUCUGGAUCGCGAGAGCCUGGAGUCGAUAGAUCUCGUUCUCGCUCUCCACGGCGCCGAUCUCCGGACAGCGAUUCCGAUGGCUCCCCACGUAGAAAUGGUGGUAUGCUUGCAUCUGCCAGGACUCUGCCUGAAGUUGUUCGAAAAGCAACAACAAUUUGGAAUGGAGCAUUAAUUCUUAAAAAUUCAUUAUUUCCAACAAAAUUCCAUCUCACAGAUGGUGACUCUGAAAUUAUUGAUAGUCUGAUGAAAGACGAAGAGGGCAAAAAUCAGUUGAGAAUUACUCAGAGACUUCGAUUAGACCAGCCAAAGCUUGAUGAUGUACAGAAACGAAUAGCAACAUCAAGUUCACAUGCCAUUUUCCUAGGCGUGGCUGGAUCAACAGCUUCAAUAACAAAUGAGGAUGCAAGUAUACAAACAAGACCAAUGAGAAAUUUAGUUUCUUAUUUGAAACAGAAGGAGGCCGCUGGGGUAAUAUCACUGCUGAAUAAAGAGACGGAGGCUACUGGUGUUUUAUAUUCCUUCCCACCAUGUGACUUUUCAACAGAACUACUGAAAAGGACUUGCCACAACCUAACUGAGGAGAGCCUGAAGGAAGAUCACUUGGUCAUAGUUGUUGUGCGAGGGGGUUCUGCCUAGUUGUACAAAAUUAGUUUUACAUACAAACUAUCAUAGUUUAAGAUUUUUAUAAUCUUUUCCUAAUGUUUUCAGAAUAUUAAACUUAUUAUGUAAUUCUUGUGACGUGUAGUGUUUAUGUGAGGUGAUUGUAAACAUAGUUUAGUGAGGGGUCACUAAUUUAUUGUUCAUGUGAAAGUGCUGUGUCUGUCACAGUUUUAGUGUAAAGCAAUAAUUGUUAUUGCGAGUUAAAAGUUUAUUAUAUUAAAAUUAGUUUCUGCUAGAAUAACCGCAAGAAAUAUACAUUGUGUACUCUAUGAAUUAAAAACGGUUUUAGUGUAAACAUAAUCAGUGUAUGGUAAGCAAUGUGUAGUGUGUGAACACAAAUAGAUUAUUUUAUUUGA